Messenger RNA from Racocetra persica, 235 nucleotides. Lineage: Eukaryota; Fungi; Glomeromycota; Glomeromycetes; Diversisporales; Gigasporaceae. The record is from the annotation of a GenBank genome assembly.
ACAACGGCCAGGUGACUGGAUAUGUAAAAGUUGUGGUGUCAAUAAUUUUGCAUAUCGAACAGAAUGUUUUGAAUGUGGUGAAAAAGUUCAAAACCGAGAAGUAGCACCUGGUGAUUGGAUUUGUCCGAAAUGUGAAUUCUAUAACUUCCAAAGUCGGUUGGCUUGCUUCAAAUGUCAUUCACCGGCUCCAAGCUUUGAACAAAAUCCUACUAGGGAACAUCAGGAAAAUCAAUAG